GACGAAUUAGAAACUAUGGGUGCUCUUCAGUCAUCAGUAUCUGCUCCUAAAAACAAGGAGCUACGCAUGGUCAUCAUGGGUCCUCCUGGUGCUGGAAAAGGUACUCAGGCUCCACUCAUCAAAGACACUUACUGCGUCUGUCAUCUGGCCACUGGUGAUAUGCUGCGUGAGGCUGUUCAGGCUGGAUCUGAGCUUGGAAAGCAAGCCAAGAAGAUUAUGGAUGCAGGCGGUCUAGUCAGUGACGAUAUCAUGGUUGGUCUGAUCAAGUCCAACAUUGACAACAAUCCCGAAUGCAAGCGUGGCUUUAUUCUUGAUGGUUUCCCUCGAACUGUACCCCAGGCUGAAAAGCUUGACAGUAUGCUUGAAGCUAAAGGCAAAGGAUUGGAUUCUGCUGUUGAACUGGUCAUUGACGAUUCGCUGUUGGUUUCUCGUAUUACUGGUCGCUUGAUUCAUCCUGCUAGCGGUCGUUCGUACCAUCGUGAGUUUCAUCCCCCCAAAGUUGCUGGCAAGGAUGAUGUCACUGGAGAACCUCUUAUUCAGCGAACUGACGAUAAUGCUGCCACACUUACUAAGCGUCUCGAGUCUUAUCAUAAACUGACUGCUCCUGUUGCUGAUUACUACAAGCGUCGUGGUAUAUGGCACGGUGUUGAUGCUGCUCAAAGUACUAAGCUCGUGUGGGCAAGUCUAGAGGCUAUCUUUGCAAAGACCACGUAAUAGUCAACAUUUCACAAGAAUUUUCGACAAUUUGCAAGGUGCUUUUUUCUAGAUCGAUACAAUCCCAACCAAGAUUGCACUACUUUCAAACCCAUUUUGAUCGAUUGUUGAGCAUCCUAAUUUUGAAAUUUUAAUGAACUUGAUUUAGUCUUUUUCA
This is a messenger RNA of Batrachochytrium dendrobatidis JAM81, 871 nucleotides long. Its product is annotated as adenylate kinase ADK1. NCBI's taxonomy places the organism in Eukaryota, Fungi, Chytridiomycota, Chytridiomycetes, Rhizophydiales. Gene Ontology annotation, cellular component: mitochondrion; cytoplasm. The record is from RefSeq and is a predicted model, not a curated record. Gene Ontology annotation, biological process: ADP biosynthetic process. The transcript has 4 exons. The coding region runs from base 16 to 714 and encodes 232 amino acids. Gene Ontology annotation, molecular function: AMP kinase activity; ATP binding.